Messenger RNA from Brettanomyces nanus, 1845 nucleotides. RefSeq lists its product as uncharacterized. Gene Ontology annotation, cellular component: vacuolar membrane. Gene Ontology annotation, biological process: amino acid transmembrane transport. The record is from RefSeq and is a predicted model, not a curated record. Gene Ontology annotation, molecular function: amino acid transmembrane transporter activity. The transcript is spliced from 3 exons. NCBI's taxonomy places the organism in Eukaryota, Fungi, Ascomycota, Pichiomycetes, Pichiales, Pichiaceae. The coding region runs from base 1 to 1845 and encodes 614 amino acids.
AUGUUGACUCUACAAAUUCUUCUUCUAUUGAUGUCCAUACCAUCUAAUGGGGCGCCGCUAACAAAUAUGGCAAACCCAAACUCAAACUCUGUGACUGCUCAGAACAAUGCGUUGUCCACUCCUCUUACUCCUCUUUCGCACGGCAUCAACUCUACUAGUCCUGGUAGUUACAGAGCUAUUCCUAUUCCAAAUAGAAAACCUAGACGUUCAAACUUCUUUGCAUCACCACUGAGUUCUCUGAAUGCCAGUGGACUCAGUGCGUUUGUUGGUUCGUAUCAGAGAGCUCAAUCUUUCCGGUCCUUGGAACCCAGAAUGAGGGCCUCUAGAUCGUACUUCCAAGACGACGAAGAGUUAAUAGACCCGCACACUCUUGCGCCUUCCCAAUUGGGAAGGAAAAUCAGUGUCGUUUUCAACCAGGUGAACAAACCAGUGUUUGAUAAUUCCACCUUCGACGAGGCUGCCGUGGAUGACACUUCCUUCUUGGACCAAUCAUAUGCAGAUUACAAUCUCUCCAGACAGCCUUCUAUGACAUCCUCCGUACAACAGAGUUUACAGAGAGUUGCCAAUCACGGUCAAUCGCUUGCUAGAAUAAUGACUAACGAUACAGACUCGUUAUUUUUACGUCAGGUCGAAUCCAGAACCGGUGUAAAGGUCACUAUGAUAGCUCCCAGGUCCACUGUAGCACAAACCAUCUUUAACUCUAUCAACGUAUUGAUUGGUGUUGGUUUAUUGGCACUUUCCAAAGCCAUGACGUAUUCUGGUUGGCUCUUUGGAUGUAUCUUACUUGUGUAUUCUGCCAUAAUCACUUUUUGGACUGCCAAUCUUCUCAGUGCUUGCAUGGAUACAGACCCUACACUCUGUACCUAUGCAGAUCUUGGUUACAAGGCAUUUGGUCCAAAGGCUAGACUUUAUAUCUCGAUUCUUUUCUCGGUCGAGCUAUUAGGGGUUGGUGUUUCAUUGAUUGUACUUUUUGCUGACUCUCUCAACGUUCUUUUCCCAGAGAUUAGCACCGUUCAGUUCAAAAUCAUUGGCUUCUGCAUUCUCACCCCACUAUCUUUUCUCUCUCUUCAUGUUCUUUCUGGGAUUAGUUUGCUAGGAAUAAUAUCUACGGUUUCUUUAGUUAUCAUCAUAACUGCAAUUGGAUGGGCGAAACCCUCUUCACCUGGUUCCCUUAUAGACCCUAUGCCAACCUACAUAAUGCCUCCCUCAUGGAUGGAUCUUUGCAUUUCUUAUGGAAUCAUUUUGGGCCCCUUUGGUUCCCAUUCUCUUUUUCCAGCCUUGAAAUCUGACUUGGCUACUCCCAGUGAUUUCAAAAGAUGCUUGAAAGUGACGUAUUCUGUUGGCUUCAUGGCCGAUUCCACCAUGGCCAUCAUUGGUUUUGCCAUGUUUGGUGCUCAUGUUCUCAAUGAGAUUACUAAAUCUGUGCUCGUUACAAAGGGUUAUCCGAGGAUGAUUUACAUCAUGAUAAGUUGCUUUGUAUCGAUGAUUCCUAUCGCUAAGACACCCAUCAAUGCAUUGCCGAUCAUCAAUAUUAUAGAGUACAUGUUUGGCUUAACAUCGCAGCAACUCGAAGAUGCAAAGGUUACAGUAUUCCAGCGUGUGUAUCGCGCUCUCAUUAAACUGUUUGUCAAUGGUAUGUUUGUUUUCUGUGCUAUUCUUUACCCAGAGUUUGACAAGAUUAUAGGCCUAAGUGGCGCCUCGCUUUGCACGCUUAUUUGCAUUGUUCUUCCUUGCGCCUUCUACGUUAAACUCUGCCAUCCCCAAAACAGCUGGGUUUACUAUACAGUGAUGGUGAUAGGAUUAGUUUUGGGCUCGAUUUCUACAUACGCAGCCAUCGUGAGCUGA